AGUAUUCUACUGUGGGAUUGUAGUUACUCGACUGAAUACAUGUAUACAAAAGAAUAAGGUUGCUGUCAUUCACAGGCAUCGCAUAAUUAAAUAUGUGAUUUUUCCCAAUCCUAUGAUGGCAAUACUUAUCAGCAAAACAAGUGUAUUACGUUGUUUGUAAAUUCGGGCUGGGUGAACACUAAUCAGUUGUAUUCCAUCACUAUCAGCAGCAUGAUGGAGCUGUUGGCAGUGCUUGCCAUUUUUCUGUGUGUGUUCAGUUUUAGUCUAGCAUUCCCAACUAUAAAUCCUGAAUCGAUAUUCAUUCCGUUGGUUCACCGUGUGAGGGAUGAUGUUAGUGACGUUUUCCAAGCAGACUCAAACGAGUUUCCCACUGACCCUAGGGUGCCGCCAGUAGUUACGGAUCAAGACGCUCAAGCUGUCUUGCAAGACUACGGAUUCCUUAGUUCGGAUGACAUAAUCAAUCGAUUGGAUCAAACAACAGAUAGUGCCAAGGAUGCACUGAAAAGGUUUCAAAAGCAAUUCAACCUCACAGAAAAUGGAGCACUCGACGAUGAUACCAGGAGACUUAUUUCGGCUCCUCGCUGUGGCGUAGCUGAACUCAACGCAAUCGAAGACAAGUGGACAAAACGGGCAUUGACAUUCAAAAUUAACAGCUUUCCGAGGAGCGUGCCACAAAGCGAGGCACGAAAUUUGAUAAAUCAAGCUUUCAAAGAAUGGACCAAGCACGUGCUACUAAAUGUAACAGAAGUUAGUCGUGGAGAAGCCGAUAUCUAUGUCAGUGACGAGCAAAAAAUCCACGAAAACCGACUGGGCAGUGAAUGUAGAUUUACAACCAACACUACUCUUGCGCAUGCCUUUUUUCCGGAAGUUGGAGAUAUUCACUAUAACACUGACCGAAGCUAUACAUCAGAAGAAUUCUUCAGUGCAACCAUUCACGAAAUCGGCCAUACGCUGGGAUUAGACCACUCUAACUCCAAAACGUCGAUAAUGUUUCCCUUCCACAUUCGCUAUCACACGGAAAUCCCCGAGGAAGAUCGUCGCGCUCUUCAGGCUCUCUAUGGUGUUAGUCGCACCACAACAGCCAUUCCAACUGUGCCACCCCGAACGGAAACCCCGGUCCCACCUCUAUGUUCACUGCACAAAUUCGAUGCCAUACUGAACGACGCUCGUGGCCAAACGUAUGCUCUCGCAGGUGACUAUUACUACCCACUUCGCGAUCGGACACCCAGAGGGCGUCGAAUUUCCUCAAAAUGGCCAAAGUUACCGGGUAGCGUAGAUGUCGCCUUCACCUAUCGAAACAACAAAACAUUCUUCUUCAAGCGCAAUCGAGUAUGGGUUUACGCGGACAACCAGCUGGAAGCCGGCUACCCGAAGCCAAUCGAAGAUGAUUUCCCGGGACUUCCCGGCAACCUAGGUGCGGUAUUUGUUACAAAACAGGGAAAUCUGCUGGCUCUGAGGAAGAAACAUUACUGGUUCUAUAGUCCUCGGAAACGGCCCCAGAUUGGCAAAGAGUUUCCUCGGUCGGUGUUCGAUUUCCAAGGCAUGCCGGUCAAUGUAGAUGCCGCGUUGCGCCAUACCGACGGACUGGCGUACUUCUUCAAGGGUCGUAAUUAUCAUAUCUUGAACAUGACGGACUACACGAUGGGACCCGCUACACCGAUGAAGCGGCGUUGGUUUGCGUGUUAGGAUUUAUAUUGUACCCAACCCACCGUUUUAACACCGUGUUUUGGCAUUUGCAAGCCUCCAGGUAAUUCUUCGUUACAUCAUGAAACCUGACCUCGAAAUGUUUGACAAUUCUCAGGUCAUGCAAGAUAAAGACAAAACUGCCUUCUUCCACGCGGGUAGAGGUAAAAUACUGACGAUCAAAACGUGAUAUUGGUUGAAUAAGAGAUAAAAGAUCUGAAAAUAAUAUCUAAAAUAUGUUCCUGGAACAUCUAGAUCAAUCGAAUAGCUCGCUGCUAUUGGUAAUAUUUUACAAAAUCUAAACAUGUUAUGAUGAUGAUGUUCCAGGAGUAAAUUUUUGACAUUAAUUUCAGAUCUUUCAGCUCUUAUAUCAAUCAAACCAAUAUCACUUUCUGAUCUUCAUGUCAAAAUAUGCUAUUAUUGAGCUCUUUUCCUCUACCCGGGUACCAACAUUGUUGCUGAACUUUUCUUGCUCAUCUGUCAAAAUGACCAAAGAAUUUUGAGGUUACAUUUAUUGGUGUAAUGAAGUAUAGAUAGAUAAGCAGAUAAUAUAGUAUAUUAAAACUUUUAGUGCAUAGAAAUUCGAUUCCACAAAGCGUCAAACGCGAUUGAGCUAAAUACAUACAUGAAGAAGUGGAGGCAAGUCAGUUUUAUACUUCUUUCGAUGAUGAAUUUCGGAUAUCGUUUUAUCCGAUAUUUUUGAAACAUGCCGAACAUUCCCAGCGUAUUCUUCAUUACACCAACAAAGCUAGCCAUGAAAAUGUUUGACACUUCUGAGGUCAUUAUGACAGAUCACGCAAGGGCCCAUAUAGCCGAGGCGGUAAACGCACGGGUAUUCAGCAUGACCAUGCUGAGGGUGACGGGUUCGAUUCCCGGUCGGUCCAGGAUCUUUUCGUAAAGGAAAUUUCCUUGACUUCCUUGGGCAUAGAGUAUCUCGUGCCUGCCACACGAUAUACGCAUGCAAAAUGGUCAUUGGCAGAGGAAGCUCUCAGUUAAUAACUGUGGAAGUGCUCAUAGAACACUAAGCUGAGAAGCAGGCUUUGUCCCAAAUGAGGACGUUACGCCAAGAAGAGAGAUAGAGAUGACAGAUCACGCACAUGCACGAAAAAGACGGAUCAUAUAUUCUACUUUAUUCUAUAUUAUAUUAUAUUAUAUUCUACUAUAUAAUAUAGUAUAUUAUAUUAUACUAUAUUAUAUUCUACUUGUUGUCGUCCUUUUCAUGCACAUGUUAUUUGUGUCAAAAUGACCUGAGAUCUGUCAGUCAUUUUGAGGUUAGGUUCGUUGGUGUAGUAAAGAAUCCGUCCAGCUUUGGACACCUUCUAUAUGCUGGGUUCGCAGUACAGUGCAGCGGAUUCGUGGUUUCUUUUUCGUCGUCAUACACAACGUACUCCUGCACACCGUCAGAGAUCGUCCAUAGCACACAUCGCAUGAAAACACCAGGUGCUUGCAAGUCCUCC
Molecule: messenger RNA, 3140 nt
Organism: Aedes albopictus (Asian tiger mosquito)
Lineage: Eukaryota; Metazoa; Arthropoda; Insecta; Diptera; Culicidae
Product: matrix metalloproteinase-19
Exons: 2
Coding region: 211-1686 (491 amino acids)
Biological process (GO): extracellular matrix organization; proteolysis; collagen catabolic process
Cellular component (GO): extracellular matrix
Molecular function (GO): metalloendopeptidase activity; zinc ion binding
Source: RefSeq, a predicted model, not a curated record